Messenger RNA from Sus scrofa (pig), 1798 nucleotides. It is a transcript of the gene YPEL4, whose product is annotated as yippee like 4. Lineage: Eukaryota; Metazoa; Chordata; Mammalia; Artiodactyla; Suidae. The record is from RefSeq and is a predicted model, not a curated record.
AGCCCUGCUCUGACGUGGGAGGUGAGGGGGGUGGGGGGAUGGAUGACUCACAGUGUUAUGAUGCAGCUCCACAACACACAGCUACAUUCACCCACAGACCGAGGUACAGACGAGAGACAACCUCUGGCCCCCCCAGCAGCUGGCCAGCUUUGCAGUCCCAGUCUUGAGCCCCUAACUAACCUCCCCCGCCCCCAUCCCCUUCCCAAUUGGAGGAGCGGAAGGAGAAGAGAGAAGAGUGAGCAGAGAGAUUUGAAAGAGAGAGAGAGAGAGAGAGAGAGAGAUAGACGGAGAUCUCUGGAGCCGACCUCAAGGUGACUUCUAUUUCUAUCUGGUUCACGUCUGGGGGGGCCCUGGCCGGGCAGCCCCCCCACAUUUCUCCUGCCCUGAAACACGGCUCUAGCCAACCUGCUCCGCUGCUUCACCUGCGACCGUCUGUGCGGGGGCUGCACGGCGCCAGCCCCGCCUGCCCGCCAGGGCAUCGUCCUCCAGCCCGUCAUGCCCAGCUGUGACCCUGGCCCAGGCCCUGCCUGCCUCCCCACCAAGACGUUCCGCAGCUACUUGCCCCGCUGCCACCGCACCUACAGCUGCGUCCACUGCCGCGCACACCUGGCCAAACAUGAUGAGCUUAUUUCCAAGUCCUUCCAAGGAAGCCAUGGCCGAGCAUACCUGUUCAACUCCGUGGUCAACGUGGGUUGUGGGCCAGCUGAACAGCGCCUCCUGCUCACGGGGCUCCACUCAGUAGCUGAUAUUUUCUGCGAGAGCUGCAAAACCACCCUGGGCUGGAAAUAUGAACAAGCUUUCGAGACAAGCCAGAAGUACAAAGAAGGGAAGUACAUCAUUGAAAUGUCACACAUGGUGAAGGACAACGGCUGGGACUGAGGGGCUCAGGCAGGCUGUGCCCUUCCUCCGCAUGCCCCACCCUCCCCACACCUGUCCCCUGGCCCUGCCAAGCAGUCCAUACCAGCAUGAGUACUGCCCCACCCCUGGGGGGAACCCGGCUCCCGCCAACCCCUCCCCCACCCCCACCUCAUCACUCCCAGGCCCCUUUGGAACAGGGGUCUGGGGUACCCCAGGGGUGUUGAUGGCUCAGGAGUGGGCAGCAGUCAGGGGAAGACAGACUGGGGGAAAGGGAUGGUUGUGGGUCCUUCUAGCCCCAAGGUCCUGAAAAUUGUGAGGAUGGUAGGGUGCAGACUCAGGCAGAGAGGACCAUGAGAGGAAUCAGUGUUUACUCCACCUCUGGAAGUGAGCGGAGGACAAAUCUCGAGUCAUGGGGCUGGUAGAUCAUGGCCACAGAACAGCAGAUGAGAAAAGGCUCGAGCUGGAGUGAAAUUUUGGCUUCAGACACCAGGGUCUCUGAGGGUGAAGUUUCCCACCCCCAUGCGUAGGAGAAAGGAUCUGGGGGUGGAAGAAAAAAAGAAAAAAAAAAACCAAAAACCCAAAUCCCAGGCCCUGGGAAAUAAUAAAAAAAUCACAGGGGUUUCCAUUUCACUCCACUUGUUAAGUUUAUCUUGGCACUAAAGAGGCACUUUUGAGUAUCUGACCUUUGCUAUUGGGUGGGGCGGGGAGUGGCCCCUGGAACAGCCCCCACCCCCAGCUGGCAGUUUCCAGAGCAAGCAGUCUUAGUGGGUGUUCUCCGAGGCCCAGCCACUGCUCCAGGGACCCAGUCCCUUGGAGGGAAGGUGGGACAUCAGUGCUACGGGGGCCAGGCUUCCUCGUGGCUGCCACCAGCGAAUGAAACUUUUGUAUGAUACAUAAAGUGUUUGGGUCUAUUUUUAAUAAAAAGGGGAAAAGCAACCAA